AUACAUAACCUAUACAAACAAAAUGUUAAUAUUUCAUCGGGUUUUGUUUUUUGUUUGUUUAUUUAUUUUUAUCCAAAAUUCAAAUUGUAAUGAGUCCUGUGCGAAAAACAAAAACAAUAAUUGUUCUGCUUCUAGUAUAAACAAGUACAGCAAAGACAUCAAUACAAAAUUUAAGAAAUAUUUGAAACUAAUAGAGAAUGCUCAGAAUAAUUACGUACCUUGUAACGUUACGAAAUGCAACUGUUACUCAUCAGUUAUAAAAUCUGAUUUGAAAAAAUUCAAAAAUGGCAUUACAGAAAAUGAUAUUGAGCGAGUUAGAUCAAAAGGUACCAAAUAUCAAAUAAUCAACAACAAAUUAUACAGAGAAGAAAACUGCAUGUUUCCAUCGAGAUGUGCAGGUAUAGAACAUUUUAUACUGGAACUCUUGCCUUCAUUACCUGACAUGGAAUUGAUAAUAAACACUAGAGACUGGCCACAAAUACAAAAACAAUAUGGUUCUUUUGGACCUGUGUUUUCGUUCAGCAAAACCAAAGAUUAUCAUGACAUUAUGUACCCUGCUUGGGCCUUUUGGGAGGGAGGCCCAGCCAUUAGUUUAUACCCGAGAGGAAUUGGUAGGUGGGACCUUCACAGAAAAAAGUUGGGAAAACUGGGAAACGAAACCAAUUGGUCAGACAAAAAACCAAAAGGAUUCUUCCGAGGCUCUAGAACAAGUUCAGAGCGAGACUCCCUCGUUAUUUUGUCCAGAGAAAACCCAGACUUAGUAGACGCCCAGUACACCAAAAAUCAAGCUUGGAAAUCCGAUGCGGACACAUUAGGGUUACCACCAGCAGCUGAAGUGCCAUUUGAGGAGCACUGCAGCUAUAAAUACUUGUUUAAUUUCCGAGGCGUGGCCGCCAGUUUCCGUCUAAAACACGUCCUUCUCUGUAAGUCGUUGGUGUUUCACGUGGGUGACGAAUGGUUAGAAUUCUUUUACACGUCCCUCAAACCCUGGAUUCAUUACGUUCCAGUCGAGGCGAACGCCAGUAAGGAGAAAAUCAAGGAGCUACUCGAAUUCGCCGUGUUGCACGACGACGUUGCCCAAAAAAUUGCCGAGAACGGCUACAAUAUGAUAUGGAAUAAUUUGAAAUUGAGUGACGUGAGCUGUUACUGGAGGAAACUGUUGAGGAGUUAUGCUAAAUUGCUGGUUUAUCAGCCCAAGCUUGAUAAGAAACUUAUUGAAAUCAAACCACGCUAAAAUAAUCCACUCAUAUCCAUUUAGCCAGUAUUAAUUAUGUUAUAUAAAAUUAUUAGAGAAAUCUCAGUUUUAACUAAAAUAUUAAUAAUGACAAUAAUUCUCUGAGAUUCUAAAUAAUGACAAUAAUAAUAGUAAUAUAGUUUUAAAUAUUUACAAAUCUUACAAUAUGGUAAUUUUUUAAAUAUGUAUUGGGCCAUUUACAGUCCAUCAUUUAACCAGAUAUUAUAUGCACCUUUUGCAUUCCUUAUUCAUUCCAUAUUUAUAUAAAACUAUUGUAUAUUCACCAACAUAAAUAUAACAUAACUGACUAUAUACUAAUAUUAAAUACUUUAUAAUUAUUUUGAUGUGUACCUAAAAUUUUUAAUGUUGUGCUGUUGAUUUAAUUGUUGUAUGGAUAUUAUACUAGGCUUUAAAUGGUUCUUUUAAAAAUAUUUAUUGUGAUGCAAUGUUUCAUGUUAUAUGUAUACUUAAUAUUUAUCUAAUAUAUAAGACUAGAAAAUAACUUGAAGACAAUAAUAUACAUUUAUAGGUUGUAUUGAUGUGAUAAUUUAUUUAAAAAAUGUUUAAUAUAAAAUAUUUAUCUCUAUGUAACGUUGGUACUAUGUGUAAACUAUCAUCUGUAUUGUAGUACAUAUCAAUAAUAUUAAAAUAAGUA
Molecule: messenger RNA, 1889 nt
Organism: Aethina tumida (small hive beetle)
Lineage: Eukaryota; Metazoa; Arthropoda; Insecta; Coleoptera; Nitidulidae
Product: O-glucosyltransferase rumi homolog
Exons: 5
Coding region: 23-1234 (403 amino acids)
Biological process (GO): protein O-linked glycosylation; positive regulation of Notch signaling pathway
Cellular component (GO): endomembrane system
Molecular function (GO): UDP-glucosyltransferase activity; UDP-xylosyltransferase activity
Source: RefSeq, a predicted model, not a curated record